AAUUUUUUUCUGUAGCAAAUAAUAUUAUUAGAUUAGAACUCUAUGACGCGGGGUUUUAUUGUUGUUAUUGAUACAGUGAUAUCACGACGGGUCAGUCGCCGAUUUUCGUCAGUGAUAACCACGAUUUAAGAUCAUAUUCUACAAAAUAUCUCAUUAAAUUUAAAGUAUCUAAAAUCGUGGCGAUAAUAUUGAUAAUUAACGUGAUUUGGUCACAAUGUUUUAUCCAUCGGUAAUGCUGUUAUAUUAAUAAUAAUACUAAUAUUUCAAACUGCGCGUGCCCAAUCUAACCGGUUCAUUAGUUGGGAUAUUUAGACCAUUCAGUUCACUGGGUGCUGUUUAUUUUAUAUUUUAAUGUAUUCGGUUAACACUUCAUCAUGAGUGUAAACAAAGAGGCCAUGGAAUGUGAACCUACUACAAAUGAUGACUAUGAUGAAUUUAAUAAUGUAGAACCAGGAUACAGUGGUAUAGAAGAACCAUAUGAUUGUUCAAGACCUAAUGACAAUUUUGAACCACACGAUGCUUCAGGACCUUCUGAUGAUUUAAAACAAGAUUGUUAUCCAGAAACCAAUGAUUUAGAAUCAAAAGAAAAAAGUGAACCACUGUUUGUCAUAGACAAAACUAAAAACUUUAGACUAAAUCGCCCAAUACAAUACGAGAUUUCACCUAAUAAAAAUAAAUAUGGAAAAAAUAAUUUUGCGGCACAAAGACAAAAUUCAUGUUGGAAUUGUAAUUCUGUAAAUCAUUCCUUACAUAAUUGUCCAGAACCCAGAGUUCAAUGGAAAAUUGCAAAAAACCGAAAUGCUUUUCUUAUGCAAAAACAACAGCAACAAAAUUCUGGCGGUAGAAACUUCAAAAAUCGAUUUGGAAAUCAUAAAAAUGUACGAUACUUUAUAGCAGGAACUAAAACUCUAUGGAGUGAUUUAACACCUGGUAAAUUAAGUGAUAAUUUGUUAAAAGCAUUGGGUGUUCCUGAAAAUGGACUUCCAGUACAUAUCUAUAAAAUGCGAGAACAUGGUUAUCCUAGCGGAUGGCUUGAAGAAGCUAGAGAAGAAUAUUCCGGAAUUUCAAUAUAUACUACACCUAAUGAAUGUUUACCUCUUCCUGGUAGAGAAAAUGGAAUAAAUGAUUAUUUCCAUUGCAAUAUCAACGAGAGAAAAUUACAUGAAUUUCCUGGAUUUAAUGCUCCUUGUCCACCAGAUGUUAUUGAUGAAGGGAAAAAAUUUGGUUGUCCUGAAUAUAAUCCCGAGCAAAGCCUUAAACAUAUGUAUGAAAGAUUAAAAAAUGGGCAAAUCGGUAAAAAUGGAAUAGCGUUGUCUGGAACUAGUAGUCAAGACAUGGGUCUUGCAUCUAUCAAAAAUGAAUGUUCAACUGAUGGAAACACCUUGGAUAUAAAAAUUAAAGAAGAAUUAAAAAAAGGACCACCCUCAUCGCCAGAAGAUGGAGAAAUUACGGAAGAUGAAAGUAAAUCUGAAAAUAAUGACGAAAAGUUCUCAUCUAAUGAAACAGUGCCGGAAAUUGAUGAGCAAAAUACUUCAAAGUCCUUUGUAAGUUGUGUAGAUACCCAAAAUGAUUCUCAAACAAAUAUCUCUGAUUCAAAAAUGACGGAAAAUGAAUUGUUCUCAACACCAACAUCAAAAAGGCAAUUUGGUGAUGUGAAAUCUGAAAUCCUUGGCACUCCAGUUCUUAAAAACUUUUCUUCAUAUGGAAAUAGACCAACCCAUGAACAUUUUGCUAAAGGAAUGGUUGAUAUGGUAGAUCAUGAAAACUUACCAAAUUCAAUAGGGACAUUCCAAAAAUUGAAAGAAAUAUUAAAAGAUGUACGCAAGACAAUUAAAGAUUUAAUAUGAUUUACUUUCACAUUUUAUUUAGACAAAAUUAUUUUGUCGCUCUUAAAAUUAAGUUAUAAUUUUAUCAAUAUUUACAAUGAAAAACUCAAUUCAUGAACUAUUAGUGACAAUAUACUUUCAUUAGUAUUGUUUUAUUAUAAACUUAUAUUAAUAUAUUCAUGACAAAUAUAAAACAUUAAUAUUAAAAAAAUGUAUAAUUAUUCAAUUUUAAUUAUAUAAUUUCAGACUUAUCUUUCCACUUUAUGCUUAAAAAAUAUAAUGAAUUAUAGAGGUUAUAAAUACAUUUUUGGGACUAUAAUAUUUAAUAUUAUAAUGCAGUAUAUAAUCAUGUUUGUAUUUGUUUAGUUACGAUAAUUUCUAGUAUAGUUGUGUCUAAUAUAUUGACAUGUAACUUAAUUAUUAUGCUAAAACAUAAUUUUAAUGAUUUUUACUGCGUUAAUUUUUUAUAUAACAACACAGUAUUUCAAAAGCUAUUAACAUUUCACUUUAUAAUUUCCAGUCAAAAUAAAACCUAAUUAAAAAAAAAAAAUUAUUUAUUUUAUUGUUAUAAUUUUUAUUUUUACUUUUUUGAAUGACAACAUUCAUUUUUUUUUUAUUCUGAAGUUAAAUAUUUUUCAUAGUAUCAUUAUACAUAAAAAUUAAAAUUUGGAGAAGUAGUUAUGAGUAAUACUCAAAGUUUAGUUGAGCAGAAUGAAAUGACACGAUAACAAUCCGCAAAAUAUUGGUCUUCUACCUUGCUCAUCUAAAUUUUAAAUACUUAUUUGUUAUUAUUCUUAAACUACUCAUCUGCCCUUUGAUUUUUAUGUACCUAGAUACUCCAAUAAAUAUUUCACUGCAGAACAAAAAUUAAAUAUGUAUGUUGUAUUGUUGUCAUUUAAAAAGUUAAAAAAGUUAAAAAUUAUAUGCAAUUUUAUUUUUUUAAAUGGUAAUAGAUUUUGUAAUAAUAAGUAUUGUUUGAUAAAAAAAUUAUCCUGUAUGUAUGUAUGUAAAUGUAUAAUAAUAAUUACUAUUGUUACAUUUUGUUUUAUUCAGUAAGUUAUUAAUAAUUAAUUUAUAUCAAUUAACAACAAUUUCCUUUACAUUUUCUAAUUUAUAACCAUCAUUUUCCAAGUAUUGGUAAAAUAUAAAUUGAGUUAUAUUAAUUUAAUAUCUAAAAGAACUGAGUUUUGCAUAUUAAAAUUUAAUAUUUAAGUUUCGCCAUUAAAACCAUAAAUACUAAAAUUGUGUUCCUAUUAUAAUUUGAUUAUGUAUAGUGAGCGACACCAAAUUUGGCUAAUAAUUGAUGCGACCUCAUACAUUAUGUUAUGCAUGUAUUUUGUAAAUGGUAUGGGAGUAGUUGAGAGCCUAUAGAUACUAGUAAGAGUAUGGCAAGCGGGAGGAGUAGCCUAGCCUAACCUAACCUAGGAGGAGUAUGUUGUCCAUUUUUCGUGUCGCUGACUAAAUAAACUAUAAUAAGAAUAUUAUAAUAUAUAGUAAUGAUUUAUGUAAUUAUUUUUUCUCAAAUUAUAGACAUAAUCUGUACACAAUGUAACUUAUUUUACAUGAUUGAAAUUAAUCAGUUAAUUAUCAACAUUUUUUAUUAGUGAAACUAGUUACGACUCUUUUAGUAAGGAAUUAUUGAAUUUGGAUAACAAAUGUUUAUUUUUUCUUCACAAAAUAAAGACAUGUUUUUGAAUUAUAGUAAUAUUCUAGAGAAAUAAACAUUAGUUUACCAUCUGAUAAAAACAUUUUGAAAAACAAGAAUGUCUGAACUAACAAAAUGUGUUAUUAUAUUUGGUAUCUAUUAUAUAAUCGAGUUGUAAAUAAAUUAAAUAUGUUGUAACUUAUAUUAAAUUAUUAAGUGUAUUAAUAGUAUUUUGUGUACAAAGUGUAUAAGUGUCUCAUAUGAAUUGUCCCAUUAGUAACUUUUUAAAAAUCAGCUUUAAACAUUAAUUUUCUACAUUUUCACAAUUAAAAUUGUAUUUUUAUCUUUUUAUCAAAACUUUACAUAAAUAUAAAAAUUGUAUCAAUUUAUGAUUUAUACAUACAUAUAUUUAUGUGUGUAAAAACAUUGUACUAUAUUGUACAAAAUUAUUAUUCACUUUAUUUAGUAAUAUUUUUGUCUUAUCUAUUAAGCCAAUAAUUGUACAGUAUAAAAUAUAAUACAACCUUAUAAAUUUAAACUAAUAAACUAAUAUUUUAUAAUAGAAUUGAGUUUUAUGCUUUUCACAAAGUAAAAUAACUAUUUUAUGUAAACUUUAUAUCUUGUAUUUAAAUGAUGUAUUAAAUCAUAUUAAUAAAAUGUCUUUUGCAGAAUA
Molecule: messenger RNA, 4144 nt
Organism: Rhopalosiphum padi (bird cherry-oat aphid)
Lineage: Eukaryota; Metazoa; Arthropoda; Insecta; Hemiptera; Aphididae
Product: zinc finger CCHC domain-containing protein 8 homolog
Exons: 8
Coding region: 375-1847 (490 amino acids)
Cellular component (GO): catalytic step 2 spliceosome
Molecular function (GO): RNA binding
Source: RefSeq, a predicted model, not a curated record